This is a messenger RNA of Pistacia vera, 1191 nucleotides long. Its product is annotated as isoflavone reductase homolog. Gene Ontology annotation, molecular function: oxidoreductase activity. NCBI's taxonomy places the organism in Eukaryota, Viridiplantae, Streptophyta, Magnoliopsida, Sapindales, Anacardiaceae. The record is from RefSeq and is a predicted model, not a curated record. The coding region runs from base 178 to 1116 and encodes 312 amino acids. The transcript has 4 exons.
AGAACUCCAAAGACAUUUUUACACCUAACCAUAUUCAAUAUAUAAUUUUAAACUUUAUAUAUUUCCUUCCUGGCCAACGUUUUAUAAUAUAUAAAACAAAACAAAUCCACCAUCAAUUCUCUAUAUAACUCUCUGCUCCUCUGCAACUUCAUCGAUCGAACCAAACAUAAAAAAAGAAUGGGGAAGAGCAAGGUUCUUGUUGUUGGGGGCACGGGUUAUAUUGGGAGGAGACUUGUGAGGGCAAGUUUAGCGCAGGGACAUAUAACUUAUGUUCUUCAAAGGCCGGAGAUUGGCCUCGACAUCGAUAAGCUUCAAAUGCUUUUGUCAUUUAAGAAGCAAGGGGCUCGCCUCAUUGAGGGCUCGUUUUCGGAUUUCGGUAGCCUUGUUGAAGCUGUGAAACAAGUUGACGUGGUGAUUUCCGCCAUGUCUGGGGUGCAUUUUCGGAGCCACAACAUUAUGUUGCAGCUGAAGCUUGUUGAGGCUAUCAAAGAAGCUGGAAACGUUAAGCGUUUCUUGCCUUCAGAAUUUGGAAUGGAUCCGGCACGAAUGGGAAAUGCAAUUGAACCAGGAAGAGUAACAUUUGAUGAGAAAAUGGUAGUGAGAAAGGCAAUAGAGGAAGCUAAAAUCCCAUUCACUUAUGUUUCUGCUAAUUGUUUUGCUGGUUACUUCGCCGGAAACCUUUCUCAACUUGGCACGCUCGUCCCCCCGAAAGAAAAGGUUUUAAUAUAUGGGGAUGGCAAUAGCAAAGUUAUAUUCAUGGACGAAGAUGAUAUAGCAACAUAUGCGAUUAAGACAAUAGACGAUCCUCGUACGUUAAAUAAAACAGUGUACUUGAGGCCACCAGAGAACAUUCUUUCCCAAAGACAAUUAGUGGAGAUUUGGGAAAAGCUGAGCGGGAAGAAACUAGAGAAAGUUCAUAUUUCUAAAGAAGACUUCCUGGCCUCCAUGAAAGAUACGGACUAUGCAGGACAAGUGGCAAUAGGACAUUUCUAUCAUAUAUUCUAUGAAGGUUGUUUAACAAACUUCGAAAUUGGUGAAGGCCAAGAAGAAGCUUCAAGGCUUUAUCCUGAGGUGAAAUACACCAGGAUGGAUGACUACUUGAAGCAAUUUUUAUGAAGAUCUUAUAUUUCUGCAGUCAGCAGUUCAUACAGUAAGUAAUAUUAUAAGUAAUAAAAUUAAGUUUUCAAAUUU